Molecule: messenger RNA, 1524 nt
Organism: Danio rerio (zebrafish)
Lineage: Eukaryota; Metazoa; Chordata; Actinopteri; Cypriniformes; Danionidae
Molecular function (GO): hydrolase activity; protein tyrosine phosphatase activity; protein serine/threonine phosphatase activity
Source: RefSeq, marked predicted
UUAUUUCGAACUGUGAACCAGAGUCACUUGACAGGACCUGCUGACGGUUUUUAUCGGGACACACUGCACAUCCAGCGUUAACAAUAUUAAGAAGCUCACAACUGAAAAAAAAUGACUGAACCAGCAGGAGGAAGCAUUGGAAAAAGCUCUUCUGCAAUCACUGAGAAAAACACACCAACUGGGACUGAAGUGGAUCCAGCGGAUGAAGGGGCAUCAUGUCUUCCAGGCCCAAGCUGCAGUAAUAUAGAAAGUCAAAUAAAAACAGAACUUUCACUGCUGGAAAUGUAUAUUCCUCAUGGCCCAGGCAAACUUAGGAAUCGCCUGAAGGAAUGUGCACUUGACUGGACUCCGGUGACUGAAGUCUGGCCCAACGUCUUUUUAGGAAAUGAAGAGACAGCGUUGGACCGAGCCAUGCUGAAGACGAUGGGUAUUACCCAUAUCCUGAACGCUGCAGAAAUCGAAGUAGAUCUACAUGCAAACAUCAUUCCAAGGGAGUUACAUUACCAAGGCAUGGACAUCACCUACUACAACGUACCUGCUCUGGAUGAAGACAUGUUUGAUAUCAGCGAAUACUUUUUCCCAGCUGCGGAAUUUAUCAACAAGGCCCUGAGUAACCCGGAGAAUAAGGUGUUAGUCCACUGCGUUCAAGGUGUCAGCCGCUCUGCAACACUUUUUUUGGCAUAUCUGAUGAUCCAACAUGACAUAAUGGUGGAGAACGCCAUUGACCAUGUCACAGGUGUGCGAUGGAUCAGUCCCAACAUGGGCUUCUUAAAGCAGCUGACAGCUCUCAAUUCGACCCUCGUAGAGAAGCGAAAGCUACAGCUGAGAGAGCAGUUGAAAAGAGGCAACGAAGACACAGAGAAGCCCAUUCCAGAGCCUCAAGAGUCAAAACAGCGUAUCGAGGAAACCGUUAUCCAUCUGAAACAUUGUCUCCAGAAAUGCACACUGGACCAGACAUCUGCCACUGAGGUUUGGCCCAAUGUCGUCAUUGGAGAUGAACAUACAGCAAUGGACCGAGCCAAACUGAAGCAGAGGGGCAUUACACACAUCCUGAAUGCUGCAGCUAUUAAACACAAUUUAAUGGCGUCUUUGGGAAUGCCACGCAAGGAAGAUCUGCUACGUAAGGUCAAAACUGGGGCGCAAUAUUACAAAGGCAUGAACAUCACGUACUACGGUGUACCUGUAGUAGAUGACCCCUUGUUUGACAUCAGCAAGUACUUUUACCCCUCUGCAGCAUUCAUCCACCAGGCCCUCAGUGAGCCUGAAAAUAAGAUGUUGGUGCACUGCUCGGAUGGAGUAAGUCGAUCUCCCACACUAUUUUUGGCGUAUCUGAUGAUUCACCGUAAAAUGUCAGUGGAAGAUGCCAUGGGCCACGUUUUAAAAGUGAGAUGCAUCUGGCCCAACUUGGGCUUCUUGAAACAGCUGGCAGUUCUCAACUCAAAGCUUGCAUGUCAGCAAUAAACUAUCCAGACAGGCAUAACUGUAAAAAGCACAGGAAAAUAAAGCACAUGAGUAAAAUGAAAA